ACUCGGUUUUAUAAACCCGGUUGCACGUUCAAUAGCCCUGUCGUUCGUCCUCAGUGUAGGAUAACGAAGUUAUCUCUCUCCUCGGAUUUAGUGUUUUCAAGAUACUCUUAUCAACUUGCAUUUAUAACUGUAACGAUAUACAUUUGUUACUUCAAGAAAUUCCCAAACCAUUAUUCCCGUUUUAGCGAAGGUCAUCCGAGGGUCGUGGACAAUCAACGUCAAGUUUGUAACUGAAUAUGGAUGUGGUAGUGCGCCGUUGUCCGUUCCUCUCCCGCGUUCCCCAGGCCUUCUUCCAGCAGGCCAGGAAAUCUCUGGUUGUGUAUGCCCAGAAAUGCCCAGUCAUGAUGGAUAUGGCCUCCAAGCCACUAGCCCCAUCGGUGGUCCGAUCCAUGUGUUCAUCCACUUCACACCUUACCACCGAGUCUGUCGUGGCUGCAAGUGAAGGCUCCAAGCCGGACAAGAGUUCCUUUCCUGCCGGCCACCCCAUGCCACCCCCUGGCCAGGCUGUAGGCACCAAAUGCCCCUUCCUUGCUGCUGAGAUGGGACAAAAGAACAGCAGUGUGGUCCGUGAAGUCAGCAUGGAGCUUCAGGAAGAUGUGGAGGAAGUCCGCACUUUGCAAAAGGAUGUUUCCCGCGGCCAAUUGCAGCAGCAGUCUCUGACCGGCCCUUCCAAGUCGGACGGUGGCAGCUAUGGCUCUCUGAUGGCCACACUCAUGAAACAACGGCCCAAAGGGGUCUCGCAUCUGCUGCAGGAUAACCUCCCAAGCUUCUCCAGCUUCAAGUACGAUGAGUUCUUUGAGAAGAAGAUUGAGGAGAAGAAGAAUGACCACACCUACCGCGUGUUCAAGACGGUCAACCGGCUGGCCCAGUCGUUCCCCAUGGCCAACGACUACACCGCUUCCCUAGAGGACAAGCGGGACGUGUCCGUGUGGUGCAGCAACGACUACCUGGGCAUGAGUCGACACCCACACGUGACCAAGUCCAUAUUGGAGACGCUGCACAAGCACGGCUCCGGGGCCGGGGGCACUCGGAACAUCUCUGGGACCAGCAAGUUCCAUGUGGAGCUGGAACAGGAGCUGGCCGACCUCCACCAGAAAGACGCCGCGCUGCUCUUCACCUCCUGCUUCGUGGCCAAUGAUUCAACGCUCUUCACCCUGGCCAAGAUGCUACCUGGUUGUGAGAUCUACUCGGACGCAGGGAACCACGCCUCGAUGAUCAUGGGCAUCCGGAACAGCGGGGCGAAGAAGUUCAUCUUCCGCCACAAUGACGUGGAGCACCUGAGGGAGCUGCUGCGGAAGGGAGACCCCAACAAGCCCAAGAUCGUGGCCUUUGAGACCGUGCACUCCAUGGACGGUGCCGUGUGUCCGCUGGAGGAGAUGUGCGACGUUGCGCACGAGUUCGGCGCCCUGAACUUCGUGGACGAGGUCCACGCCGUGGGGCUCUACGGCGCACGUGGAGGCGGCAUUGGCGACCGCGACGGUGUCAUGCACAAGAUGGACAUCAUCUCCGGCACUCUGGGCAAAGCGUUCGGCUGUGUCGGCGGCUACAUCGCCAGCACCGAGGCCCUGGUGGACGCCGUGCGCUCCUUCGCCGCCGGCUUCAUCUUCACCACCUCCCUGCCCCCCAUGCUGCUGGCCGGCGCCCGCCAGUCCAUCCAGACGCUGAAGGGAGCGGAGGGCGUGGUGCUGCGGCGCAAGCACCAGCGCAACGUCAAGCUGCUGAGGCAGAUGUUGAUGGACUCGGGUCUGCCCGUGGUGCACUGCCCCAGCCACAUCAUCCCCGUGCGGGUGGCUGACGCGGAGAAGAACACGGCGAUGUGUGACAUCAUGAUGAGUCGCUACAACAUCUACGUGCAGGCCAUCAACUACCCCACGGUUGCCCGCGGCGAAGAGCUCCUGCGCAUCGCCCCCACCCCGCACCACACCCCCCAGAUGAUGAACUACUUUGUCGAGAAGCUGGUGCAGACCUGGAAGGAGGCGGGCCUCGAGCUGAAGCCCCACUCCACAGCGGAGUGCAACUUCUGCCAGCAGCCCCUGCACUUUGAGGUGAUGAGUGAGAGGGAGAAGUCGUACUUCAGCGGGCUCAGCCACCCCAUCUCCGCCUGCGCCUGACCGGGCGCUGCCCGAUGACGGCUCCACUCAUUCCUUGUCAGUCAUCUAAAUAUAUAAUCGUCUCCCUGAGUUGUAUUUCAGAUGAAGAAUUUAAAGAUGUUCUAUGGUAUAUUAUCUAUAUGCUCUAUAUUAUAAAAUAAAGAUUACAUGAUCUGC
Messenger RNA from Gadus macrocephalus (Pacific cod), 2267 nucleotides. RefSeq names its product 5-aminolevulinate synthase, non-specific, mitochondrial-like. Gene Ontology annotation, biological process: heme biosynthetic process; erythrocyte development; hemoglobin biosynthetic process. Bases 237 to 2111 code for a protein of 624 amino acids. Gene Ontology annotation, cellular component: mitochondrial matrix; mitochondrion. Lineage: Eukaryota; Metazoa; Chordata; Actinopteri; Gadiformes; Gadidae. The record is from RefSeq and is a predicted model, not a curated record. The transcript is spliced from 11 exons. Gene Ontology annotation, molecular function: pyridoxal phosphate binding; 5-aminolevulinate synthase activity.